Messenger RNA from Condylura cristata (star-nosed mole), 2689 nucleotides. It is a transcript of the gene CELF4, whose product is annotated as CUGBP, Elav-like family member 4. Gene Ontology annotation, cellular component: cytoplasm; ribonucleoprotein complex; nucleus. Gene Ontology annotation, biological process: regulation of alternative mRNA splicing, via spliceosome; mRNA splice site recognition. The transcript is spliced from 13 exons. Bases 149 to 1666 code for a protein of 505 amino acids. NCBI's taxonomy places the organism in Eukaryota, Metazoa, Chordata, Mammalia, Eulipotyphla, Talpidae. Gene Ontology annotation, molecular function: mRNA binding. The record is from RefSeq and is a predicted model, not a curated record.
GCGAGAGGAGAGCGAGGUGUAGAGAAACCGAGGGGGAGAGAACCCGAGUGUGUGUAUGCGUGUGCGUGUGUGAGCGCGAGCGAGCGAGCGAGGGAGAGGAGCAAGAGGGUGCGAGCGAGAAAGAAUAAAAGGAAAGAAGAUUUUCUCUAUGUAUAUAAAGAUGGCCACGUUAGCAAACGGACAGGCUGACAACGCGAGCCUCAGUACCAACGGGCUCGGCAGCAGCCCGGGCAGCGCCGGGCACAUGAACGGAUUAAGCCACAGCCCGGGGAACCCGUCGACCAUUCCCAUGAAGGACCACGAUGCCAUCAAGCUGUUCAUUGGGCAGAUCCCCCGCAACCUGGAUGAGAAGGACCUCAAGCCCCUCUUCGAGGAGUUCGGCAAGAUCUACGAGCUUACGGUUCUGAAGGACAGGUUCACAGGCAUGCACAAAGGCUGCGCUUUCCUCACCUACUGCGAGCGUGAGUCAGCGCUGAAGGCCCAGAGCGCGCUGCACGAGCAGAAGACUCUGCCCGGGAUGAACCGGCCGAUCCAGGUGAAGCCAGCGGACAGCGAGAGCCGAGGAGGUAGUAGCUGCCUGCGCCAGCCCCCUUCACAAGAUAGAAAACUCUUCGUGGGCAUGCUCAACAAGCAGCAGUCCGAGGACGACGUGCGCCGCCUUUUUGAGGCCUUUGGGAACAUCGAGGAGUGCACCAUCCUCCGUGGGCCCGACGGCAACAGCAAGGGAUGCGCCUUUGUGAAGUACUCCUCUCACGCCGAGGCACAAGCUGCCAUCAACGCUUUGCACGGCAGCCAGACCAUGCCGGGAGCUUCAUCCAGUCUGGUGGUCAAGUUCGCCGACACAGACAAGGAGCGCACGAUGCGGCGAAUGCAGCAGAUGGCCGGCCAGAUGGGCAUGUUCAACCCCAUGGCCAUCCCCUUCGGGGCCUAUGGCGCCUAUGCACAGGCACUGAUGCAGCAACAAGCGGCACUAAUGGCAUCAGUCGCGCAGGGCGGCUACCUGAACCCCAUGGCUGCCUUCGCCGCCGCCCAGAUGCAGCAGAUGGCAGCCCUCAACAUGAACGGCCUGGCGGCCGCACCCAUGACCCCAACCUCAGGUGGCAGCACCCCUCCGGGCAUCACUGCACCAGCCGUGCCUAGCAUCCCGUCCCCCAUUGGGGUGAACGGCUUCACCGGCCUCCCCCCACAGGCCAAUGGGCAGCCUGCUGCGGAAGCUGUGUUUGCCAAUGGCAUCCACCCCUACCCAGCGCAGAGCCCCACCGCCGCGGACCCCCUGCAGCAGGCCUACGCGGGAGUGCAGCAGUAUGCAGCAGCUGCCUACCCUGCUGCCUAUGGUCAGAUAAGCCAGGCCUUUCCUCAGCCACCUCCAAUGAUCCCCCAGCAACAGAGAGAAGGGCCCGAGGGCUGUAACCUGUUCAUCUACCAUCUGCCCCAGGAGUUUGGGGACGCUGAGCUGAUGCAGAUGUUCCUCCCUUUCGGUAAUGUCAUCUCCUCGAAAGUGUUUGUGGAUCGGGCGACUAACCAAAGUAAAUGCUUUGGCUUCGUGAGCUUCGACAACCCGGCCAGCGCGCAGACCGCCAUCCAGGCCAUGAACGGCUUCCAGAUCGGCAUGAAGAGGCUCAAGGUGCAGCUGAAGCGGCCCAAAGACGCCAAUCGCCCGUACUGAGCGCCGGCGGGAGCGUCCCCCGGGGGAGACCAGGACUCGCACAGGGCAGGAUGCUGAACGGGCUACAUUAAAAAACAAACCUCUCUCUAUAUAUAUUUAUAAAUGAGAACUGUUGGAUGACACCUUUGACAUAUCAGCCAAUAUCAAUCAAGCUGAAGACUCCAGACACUCUCUGUGACUGUAACAUUUCUUCAAGGGAAGUAUAGCGUCUAUGGAGUUCAGAGGGCACGUGUUUGGGGGAAAAUAUAUUGACAUAAAGAAGAAGAUGAUGAAGACAAAUGAGAAAAAAUAACACAAAAAAAGGCAACUUUAAAACAAAAUAACUUGAGACCAGAUGGGGAGGCUGAGGGGCUGGGAGCUGGGAAGAGACGCUGCUUACCGAUCCCCGGGGCUUUUCCAGCCCGUGGGCGCCUGAGGCAGGCUGGGGCAAGCGGUGUGGUGGGGCCUGGUCCCCAGGGGGCGGCUGGGAGGCCGCGCAGAGCAUCUCUAUCUGUCAUUCCUUUAGCUAUUUAGGGACCAAAGGACCAAACUUUUUAUUGCAGAUGUGUAGCUCUAUGUCAAAUAGAGGGGGAACGGAGGAGAACCUCCUUCCUGCCUCAUGGCUGUUCUUGGAACAGCUUAGAGCGAUUCUAUGAAAAAAUGUAAUAAAAAAAUUAAAAAAAAAAACAAAAAGAAAAAAAAGAAAAAAUAAUGCUUCAAUGCUUUUAAAACAGCAAGAUAAUAGUUCUUUGAUACUUCAAGAGGCGCUUUGAUUACCCUCAUUCAAGUCUAUGACACUUUCCUAUGGUUUUCUGUAUUAUAUGUCUGGAUGGAGCUGUUGAGAUGAACAAAUUGGUGGAUAUUUGGGGAAAGCAACAAAAAUAUUCAAACUCAUUAACCGUGAGGUGUGAGACAAUAGAGGGGAAAAAAGGGACUUACAAGGCAAGAUAAUUGUUGUGAAAAGUCUGUAAAUGCUUCUAACUCUUCCCCCUCUUAAAAUCAUAAUAGUUGUACAGAAUUUUAAAAAGGAAAAGUUUAAAAUAC